Molecule: messenger RNA, 4326 nt
Organism: Alternaria burnsii
Lineage: Eukaryota; Fungi; Ascomycota; Dothideomycetes; Pleosporales; Pleosporaceae
Product: phosphatases ii
Exons: 7
Coding region: 1-4326 (1441 amino acids)
Biological process (GO): dephosphorylation
Molecular function (GO): phosphatase activity; zinc ion binding; RNA binding
Source: RefSeq, a predicted model, not a curated record
AUGUCGUGGCGCAACCAGGGCAUCACGGGUUCUAACAACAUACCUCUAGGUACUCGCCGUCGUUUCGGCGGUGGUGAUGAUGAUGGCGGUUACAACCCGUCUGCGCCCGCCGAGGGUUUGUCGGAGUUGAAGCGCGGCCGCAGCCCUGAGCGCAACACUUCCGACGGUCCGCGACAACGCAAGAAGCGCAAUCGAUGGGGUGAUGCGAGCGAGAACAAGGCGGCUGGCUUGAUGGGCCUGCCUACUGCUAUUUACGCGGCCAUGACUACGGAGCAGCUUGACGCGUAUACCCUGCAUCUGCGUAUCGAGGAGAUCACCCAGAAGUUGAAGAUCAACGAUGUCGUCCCAGCGGACGGCGAUAGGUCUCCCUCGCCCCCACCCCAGUAUGACAACUUUGGUCGCCGUGUCAACACUCGCGAGUUCCGCUACCGCAAGCGCCUCGAAGACGAGCGCCACAAGCUCGUUGAGAAGGCGAUGAAGACGCUUCCUAACUACCACCCACCUGCCGAUUACAGGCGGCCCACUAAGACACAGGAGAAAGUCUACGUUCCGGUCAAUGAUUACCCGGAGAUUAACUUCAUUGGUCUACUCAUUGGCCCCCGUGGAAAUACCCUCAAGAAGAUGGAGACGGAAUCCCAAGCAAAGAUUGCGAUUCGUGGCAAAGGCUCUGUCAAGGAGGGUAAAGGACGCUCUGACGCAGCUCAUACCAGCAAUCAGGAAGAAGACCUUCAUUGCUUGAUCAUGGCCGAUACCGAGGAGAAGGUCAACAAGGCCAAGAAGCUUAUCCAUAACGUCAUUGAGACUGCUGCUUCUAUCCCUGAAGGCCAGAACGAACUCAAGCGCAACCAGCUUCGUGAGCUUGCCGCCCUCAACGGUACCCUUCGUGACGACGAGAACCAGGCCUGCCAGAACUGUGGUGAGAUUGGUCAUCGCAAGUACGAUUGUCCACAGAAGCAAAACUUCACGGCCAGCAUCAUCUGCCGUGUCUGUGGUCAAGCUGGUCACAUGGCUCGCGAUUGUCCCGACCGCAAAGUCGGUCAGCCCUGGCGCAACGACAACCGUUUCGGCGACCGUGGUCAGCCAGCUCGUAUUGGCGGUGCCCCAGAGAACGAGCUCGACGCAUUUAUGGCCGAGAUGGGAGGCGCUGGUGGCCAGCCUCGGGCGGCGAUCGAAUACAACGGCAACGGCGCUGCUGGCGGAGACAACUACGGUGGAGGCGAGCGCACCCUCAAGCCAUGGGAGCGUGGUCCCACUGGAGGCUCUGCACCUUGGGCGCGUGACGGCGACGACCGUGGUCGAGGCGACAGUAGCUCGGCCGCUCCUCCUCCUUGGGCUGGUGGCGGCGGCCGUGGUGGUCAAUCCUACGAUCAAGGCUACGGUGCUGGUAAUGGUGCGGCUCCCUGGGCUUCUGCUGCCCCCACUGCUCCUGCAGCAGGAGCUGGUUAUGGAUAUGGUGGUUAUGGCUACGACCAGAACGCUGGUAUGGGUGCUCCUGGUGCCUAUGGUGCUCCUGGUUACGGUGCUCCCCCACCUCCUGCUGGUCCUCCUCCUGGCCUUGGUCCUCUCUUCCAGACCUACGGAUCUGCCGGCAGCCCGCCACCACCUCCACCACCACCGUCUGGCUCCGUGCCGCCACCGCCUCCUCCAGGCGAGGCCCCUCCACCUCCGCCGCCUAGCGAUGUAGAGGACGUCUACCUCCUCCGCAGAGGCACGCGCUUCGACGGCACGCUGCACCUCAUGCCCCACCAUCUCGUCUUCAGCUACCUCCCCAGCCUGCCCGCCGACGCUCCCGCCAACGCGAAACCACCGCGGCAGAAAGAAGUAUGGAUUACCUAUCCCAUGAUCAACUACUGCUCCCUCAAAUCGUGUCCGCCCGUCUUGCGCCAGGAGCCCUCGAUCCGCAUACGAUGUCGCGACUUUACCUUCUUCGCCUUCUUCUUCCCCAACGACAAGAAGGCGCGAGACGUGUACGAUAGCAUACGGGCGCUCUCGUGCAAGAUAGGCAGACUAGACAAGCUACUGGCCUUCAGCUACCAGCCAAAACCACCAGAAGACCAACAGAAUGGCUGGGACAUCUACGACGCGCGCCGCGAAUGGAAGCGACUGGGCAUCAGCCCAAAGGACUCGGAAAAGGGCUGGCGGAUAUCAGAAGUCAACUUGGAGUACAAGUAUGCGCCGACGUAUCCCGCCCUUCUUGUCGUUCCCACCAACGUCUCGGACAGCGUUCUCAGGUAUGCAGGUGAAUAUCGAUCGCGACAGCGGAUACCAGCCCUCGUUUACCGCCAUCCCGUCAACAACUGCUCCAUAACGCGAAGCUCGCAGCCCACACCAGGUCUGCGUGGGAAUCGAAACCCUCAAGAUGAGCGGCUCGUCGCAGCCAUCUGGGCGACCAACCGCGGGUGGAAACCUGCAAAUAUCUCCACCUCCAAUUCUGCAGAGCUCACUCCUGAUACAAGCGUUGUGAACCUGAACGAUUCGAGCGCUAAUAGCUCUUUUGUCGGUGCAGCGGAAGGGAGUAUCGAUGCUGGAAGGACCACUGCAGACGACCUGACAACGUCUUCGGAAACAGACGCCGACGUGCCAAAAGUCUACGGGGCCCAGCAGCGGAACCUCAUUGUUGAUGCUAGGCCUACAGUAAAUGCUUACGCAAUGCAAGCUGUUGGGCUUGGUUCAGAGAAGAUGGACUAUUAUCCAGGAGCGGAGAAAGCAUACCUCGGAAUUGACAAUAUUCACGUCAUGCGGAAGUCGCUUGAUACUGUCAUUGAGGCCCUGAAAGAGUCGGAUCUAGUGCCUUUCCCCCCAAACAGGCAGCUUCUGGCCAAGAGUAAUUGGAUCAAGCACAUUGCUAACAUACUGGAUGGAACUGCGCUGAUAGCCCGCACGGUUGGCAUCAUGCACUCGCAUGUCCUCAUUCACUGUUCCGAUGGCUGGGAUCGCACGAGCCAGUUGAGUGCACUCAGUCAAAUCUUACUAGACCCCUAUUACCGGACGCUGGAAGGUUUCAUCGUCCUCGUUGAGAAGGAUUGGCUUUCCUUUGGACACAUGUUUCGACAUCGAUCAGGGUUUCUGAGCCAUGAGAAGUGGUUCACCAUAGAGAACGAAAAGAUUGAGCGCAAGCACGACGGCACUGGAGGCAGCAAUGCCUUUGAGAAUGCUCUUCGUGGUGCGCGAGGGCUCUUCAACCGCCACAACGAAUCGAACGAAUCUCUCAAUCAGCUCCCGGAAACGAACAUGCCAGAAAAUGUCACAGAUAUUGCUGAUACUCCCUCGUCGAAGCCUGUUCAGAUUGGAGCUGCGGAAGAGCAUCGUGUCACCAAGGUGAACGAGCUGUCACCUGUGUUCCAUCAAUUUCUCGAUUGUGUAUACCAACUGUAUUAUCAGCAUCCAACCCGAUUCGAGUUCAGCGAGCGCUUCCUGAGGCGCUUGCUCUACCAUCUCUAUUCCUGUCAGUACGGAACGUUCCUGUUCGACAAUGAAAAGGAGCGCGUAGACACCAGGGCUAAGGAGCGAACAAGGAGCGUAUGGGACUAUUUCCUCUGCCGCAAGCAAGAAUUUAUGAACCCAAAGUACGAACCAGAGAUUGAUGACGCUAUCCGAGGCAAGGAGCGCAUGAUCUUCCCUCGAAAAGGUGAGGCUAGGUGGUGGGCUGAAUGUUUUGGUCGUACUGACGAGGAGAUGAACGUCUUUGGCCCUCAAGCGCCACCAAAUCUCACACCCCAGACCAGUAACCAGAGUACUGGAAGGAGUGGAACGAGCACUCCAAUCGUCCAGGAGCCUAUUGUCACAGGUACAGAGUCCGCGGACGGAGCGACUGGAGCAGGUACAACUGUCCAGCUUCCUCCUACACACACUUUUGGCGAUCGCUCCCCUAGAGUCUCCAACACACCAAAACCUCUUGAUGCUGCAGCUGCACUAGGGCAGGAUCUAAGGCAAGGAGUAAUGGCGGGUUUCGAGAAGCUGGGCAUCACUAGCAACACGAACAGGGCAGUAAGUCCAGCUGCAGCAACUAGUAGGCCGAGCGAAGACGUAGCACAAGAAGUCAUUGAGCCAAGCUCGGAUCUGAGCGCCGGUACAGAAACGGGGAAAAAUGCCGAAGAUGUCACUCAUGAGACCGCUGAAGAGGAUGUGAAAAGGUCGUUGGAGGGCAGCAACAGGCUGAGUUCCGAGGCGAGUACGGAACAAUCCUUGGAGCCUGCGUCGACUCAGAUCGCCGAUUUGGGACUGGGGGCGGACAUAGUGGAGAAGAAAGCAGAGAACAGGAGUAGAAGUCGGAAACCCACCCAGGCGGCGGAGGCAAAAAAGGAGGUUGAAAUGGAGAUGCAAUAA